CAAUGCUAAACUUCCCAAUGUAUGGAUGUGUAGAUCGCUGUAUCCUUUGUGUGCGGCGAGGUGGGUUACCGAGCACAUACCCGUGCUGCAGAAUCCCAUCUUGAGCCAGAUCGAGGCCCAGAAGAAAGAAUUUUUGCGCGCGCUCUUUGAAAUCUACCGAUUUUACGGACACGCUGCUGCAUUUCUAAACAAAUUUCCCAUGAGAAUCGAGCCAAAUCUACCGCCGAACAAAUUGGAGCUGUACAAAAAGAUGAUCGACAGCUAUAGCUUCCCUCUCAUGGCGAUCGAUAUCCUGGAAACAAAAGGCCAUAAACUUAACCAAAGGUUUGAUGCGUUGGCGUCGGUGUCUGGUCUAAAAGACAAGUCGUUGGAUGAAUUGCAAGCUCCAGUACGGCAUCUGUCGUAUUUAGUGCUAGACACACCAGUAGUCAAGGAAGAAACAGUCCGUGGUUGUGUAGAGGUUCACGUUGUGCCGUUGGAAUCCCUGGAUCCGCUCAUAUCGGUCCCUAUCCAAAGCCGCAGUGGCAAAGCAGUGGGGCGGACGUUCCGGUCUUUGAUGUUUGUUUUUCUGUAUGGAGACUCUAGUGGAAGAACUCGCAGGGUGGCACGGUUAGCUGGUGCGUAUGGAAGGGAAGACAAACAGAUUGCGGUACAGAACAUUGUGUACGCUCUGCUUGUCUUAUGGAAGCAGGACCGCACACAUCUGAAGAAUAGAAGCUUACCCGAUGAUAAGUUGCUGGAGCUGCUAUUGCUGACAUCUUUAAUUUCGUUUACUGUGGACUCUUCCGACCAAAAAUCAACAGACCUGGAGCUUACGGUAUUCGACGAACGACUAUUGAGCAUGGAAAUUUACGCUGCCGUGGGUGGCUAUCUGGAGACACUAAAGCAGCUUCACCACUUGCGUCUUCUCCUGGGAAGCAAACUGCCACCAAACUCGGGUUGCUCGACGUAUUUCUCGGGCGAAGUGUUUCUUAAGGUGUGCCAUACCUUGAUGCAGAGUACUAGGAGCUCAUCCACGGCGGGAAAGUCGACGAAGAGCGCGUCGGGAUUGUCUUGCAGAGCAGUGGAGUCCGUCAUUUCCAAGUUUGCUGAAAUCUCUGACAGAAAACGGUUUUGGUCUCACUAUACGAAUAUUCGUGGUGCAAUGCAACGCAUGAAAGAAUUGGUCGCACUUCCAAGUGGUGUGGCACGUGCUAACGUGGCUAGCAAGAGUGCAGCGACUGCAGCCCUAGAGAACACCAUGCGAAGCAAUGGAUACAUCAGCGUGGAUGGGUUCGAUCUUCGACCACCUGAUGCCACACCACCAUUGCCGCUUUCCUCGCCAUCGCAUCUUCAAACAUCGGUCAACGCUCGUUCGGUGAGGGGGUUAAUGACAUCGAAACCUACAGAGCGUACUAGCACUGACGAUGCCGUAGAGCCUGAGCCAGAGCCCUCGACGUCAGUAAGUCUGAAGGGGAUGAUGCAGACAUUGCCAGUGUUUGACCAUCGCGAGGAGAUUUUGAAGAACGUGGCGAUAAAUCAACUGACAAUCAUCCAGGGCGAGACUGGCUGCGGUAAAAGUACGUCUGUCCCUCAAUUCUUUUACAACGCGUGGGCUCGCGCCAAAGCUUCAUUCGAACGUCCUGUCAACAUUUACGUGACACAACCAAGACGGAUUGCUGCAAUUGAACUGACCAACACUGUGGCAAGGAUGCGAGAAGGAAAUGGGUUUGACGAGGUUGGUCAAGUUGGACAAGUCGUUGGCUAUCGGAUUGGCCAGAAGCACGUGACUUCCAGCAAGACGAAGAUUACUUAUGUUACCACAGGAUACAUGGUGGAGCGAAUUAUUCACGACCCCGAGGCGCUGACGAAGAUUACGCAUCUGGUGCUGGACGAAGUGCACGAGCGCAGUAUGGAUGUGGACUUGCUGCUUCUAUUGCUAAAGCUUAAAUUCAAAAACCACCCUCAGGUUCGUGUCGUGAUCAUGUCGGCAACCAUGGAUGCAAAGCUUCUUAUCCAUUACCUAGCAAAUGCACUGGCGGCACGGUUGGUCAACAGGAAACCUCUUUGUGUCGGUUCCAAGCUGUACCCGGUGGAAGACAUCUACCUCGACAAGUUAUCGGAUCACUUCCCCGGUCUGUCGCAACGAGGUCAGCAGGACUUGGUGCUCAUGAAAGAUCAGUUUAAAAGACUUUCAAAGCCUCAACACAUGACCAACAGCAAACUGGCGAGGAAAUCGAUCAUGAAUAUUCACGACAACCAGUUAAAGCUCAUUAAGGAAAUGGUGCGGUGUUUGAUUCGGGAGCAGACUCAGCAAAUUGAGUCGCAAUCGCAGUGCAUUCUCAUCUUCCUCCCUGUGCUGCACUCCGAAAUUGAGCUGGGAGACCAGCGAGAAGCAUUCAAGUUGCUUGGUGUUAAGUCAACCAAAAUCGUCUUGUCCACGAACAUUGCCGAGAGUAGUGUAACCAUCCCGGAUGUCACGCAUGUGAUUAACUGCGCAGUUGAGAAGCAGAUCGAGCUGUCCAGCGUUAAAAAAUUACAUGCAGAAGUUUUGAAGGCUAAUUGGUGCUCGAAAGACUCGUCUAUCCAGCGUUCUGGACGUGCUGGACGAGUGAUGCCUGGCAAGGCAUUUCACUUGUUUACGAAGGCAUUCCAUGGCUCGUGUAUGGCUCAGUACACCACCCCAGAAUUGUUACGCAAGCCGCUGGACCGCGUCAUCCUGCAGUUCACCGGACGUCUGAGCGAGUUUAAAGUGCCGAGUUCUCUUCUACGCGGAGCUUUGGAUGCUCCAGACCUCUCGCAUAUCGACAAUGCCUACAGGUUGUUGGCUUCUUUUGAUGCGAUUGACUCGGAAGAUGAGAAGGACUCUCGUUUGACAAGGUUCGGGUCUUUCGUCUGCCACUUACCACUCAGUCUUCAGCUGUGUCGACUGCUAAUGACUGGGGAAUCUUAG
Molecule: messenger RNA, 2932 nt
Organism: Phytophthora nicotianae INRA-310
Lineage: Eukaryota; Oomycota; Peronosporomycetes; Peronosporales; Peronosporaceae
Exons: 3
Coding region: 26-2932 (968 amino acids)
Cellular component (GO): intracellular anatomical structure
Molecular function (GO): ATP binding; RNA binding
Source: RefSeq, a predicted model, not a curated record